AUUACAGAUGAUUUGGCAAGCGCUUUGGGGAUAGCUGAGGUCACUCUACUAUAUCGUCAGUUGACGACGACGCAUAGGCUCUUGAAGCUGACACUGGCGGCCACUAAAGAGUUAAGCUAUCCACUUCUGCCGAGGAUCAUGAGUACACGCCUCCUUUUGUUAAUUGCACUCGCCUCUACCUGGUCAGGUUCCUUGGCAGUGUACGGCAGUAGCGCCGCUGAUGAUGAUGCUCGCGUUGCUAAUGGACAAGCUGCCGCCGCCGCCAGGACUGUCGCCGAUGGCAGCGGUGGCGGUUUUCAUCAUGAGGGCCUUAUAAGUAGCAGCAGCAGCAGCAUACGGAGCAGCGGGAGUGCAGACUUUUCAUUUGAGGGCCCCAGGGGAUGGCGGUCGGGACAGUUCGGCGAUGCGAGGUCGCUGGCGGAAGCGAGUGUCCCUGGCACAGGGCCCCCCCCUGGUCUUCAAUACAAUCAUGGCUAUUGUGCAAGUAUCCGCAACGGUUACCCGUACAAGCUCGCGCUAAGUAACCCAGCUGGAAAUGUGUCCGUUGACGGCAGUCAACGCGAAUAUUGUUUCGAGUUCGAAUCUGGGAACGGUUGUCCGUCAGUGAACUUGACGGAAACACAGCAGUCGUGUUGUAAAGCUUUUCUAGGAGAGCUUCACAGCAUUUAUUUACUGAUUGGUGAGAGAGGCGUAAUGGUUGAUGAUGAGAUGAUGAUGAUGAUGAUGAUGAUGAUGAUGAUGAUGAUGAUGAUGAUGAUGAUGAUGAUGAUAAUUAUUCUAAUAAUAAAUGCUAAU
This is a messenger RNA of Volvox carteri f. nagariensis, 795 nucleotides long. RefSeq lists its product as uncharacterized. The annotation marks the transcript as partial. Lineage: Eukaryota; Viridiplantae; Chlorophyta; Chlorophyceae; Chlamydomonadales; Volvocaceae. The transcript has 4 exons. The record is from RefSeq and is a predicted model, not a curated record.